AUGCAGCAUCAGAAUAUAGUGAGGUUACUCGGCUACUGCCACGAACCGCAGAAGAAAGUGAUCGAGCACAGUGGAAGAUACAUCAUUGUCGACGUGGUUGAGAGCAUGCUCUACUAUGAAUAUGUGCCUAACGGAAACCUUGACAGUAUAUUUUCGGUGCGUGAAACGUGGACAGAUGAGCACAUUGCAUCCAAGCACUCAGCACUACUAGAUGCAGGCAGCCUCCAGGAAGUAAGAACAUGCAUCGAAAUCGGGCUAAAAUGCGUGGAUGUUGAUCAGAACAAGAGACCUUCUAUAGUUGAAAUUGUUGACAAGCUCAACGGAAGGCAUGCUCCCUGA
Miscanthus lutarioriparius is the source of this 339-nucleotide messenger RNA. NCBI's taxonomy places the organism in Eukaryota, Viridiplantae, Streptophyta, Magnoliopsida, Poales, Poaceae. The record is from the annotation of a GenBank genome assembly.